CACUGAACUGAAUGGACUGUGGUGACGCACAAGCUUUCACGAAGCAGACUAGACAGACUCUGUGUCCUGUCACUGUUAGCUGUGCACAUCACCUUUACCUGAGCCGCUUUCCAUUUUGGCUUUAAAAAGAUUCUUGGAUUCGUUUGUGGAAGUGUACGAGGGCGGGAAGUGCAGAAGACAACGUAAAGUAUGUGAAGUUGCUGUCACUUUGAGAAGAGAUGGAGAAUUCAGCGGAAGACGAGUGCGCUGAUUCCGGAGCGGAGACCGGAGGUGGUGGAAAAGAUAAGAAAGGAUGCAUCCGGGUAUGUUUUUAGGUCUGACUACAGUCUUAUGUCAUCAGCAAGCAGUGAUAUGUCCAUGGGAGACGUACAAGACCCAUUCCUCGUUUCUAUCCACAUCAUCACUGACCCAGGUCAGGCCAAAACUCUCCAGAAAGCUGCUGAUCAGGUCCUCUCUUGGCUCCACCCUGAUCUAACCCUCUUUAGGGUGUCAGAGCGUGCAUCCGGUCUGUCUCGAAAGCCCAAAGUCCACCUGCAGCGCUCCACAGAGCCACCGCAGCAGCCGGCCUUAGCCGUCAUCCUCUUUCUGCAAGAGGAGUAUGGAGGUGAGGAGAGUCUUGAACGUCUCCACGGUCAGUUAAGAUGCCCACCGUGGAGAUACCACCACACAGAGAGGGUUAAUGGACGGGGGCUGUUACCCCUUUCACCGGCCAGCCAAGACUUUGUUACACUGGCACCAGGCACGCCACUAUGGGCGCUUCGCCAAGUGCAUUACGGCAAAGAGAUUGUGCGUUUUACCAUCUACUGUCGUUACGAGACCUAUACAGAACAGGUGCGUCUGUACAGACUGUUCCUACGUCGCAGGCUGGCGCAGAAGAAAGACGAUUUCUGCUUCUGUGUGGUCUACUCCAACCCUGAUACAGAAAUCCAGCUGUCAUUCAAGCGGUUGCCCCGUGGCCAGAGCCCCACCCCAACAGAAAAUGCAGUGAUGGAGAUACGAGUAAGGGACAUUGGGGAACUCGUGCCGCUGUUGCCACGCCCCUGCACACCCAUCAGUGAUGUCCGAUGGCAAACGAACGAUUAUGACGGGAACAAAAUAUUGUUACAGGUCCAGGGUUCAUAUUUUCAUCGAAAACACACCAUUGCGAAGUUCUGUCAUAUUUCUCCUGAUGAUCCUCUGAUGGCCCCACCUCCACCAGAGCCGGCCCCUCCACCCCCGCCAUACGGCCGUGGCCCUGCCUCUUACCGGAACCGACGUUACCACCGCAACUCCUCACGUUCGCGGGCCCAGACCCUUUCACCCUUGGUUGCACAUGCCUCCAAUACAUCCCUGUGCGAUCAAGAGGUUCGCAUGGAGCGGCUCCAGAAAGACGUGGAGCUCUUACGUGCUGGAUGGGCGGGUCACCGCACCCAGUCCCUCUUUUCCCUGCCUACAGAUGACUGCCGCUCCAUGUGUGCGUCCCCCGCAAGCUUCCGUCCCCGCUGCUUUUCCUCCAUGUCUUCUCCGAUCUUCCGCGUCAAUGUCGAUACGCUAGUGGGAGCCGAAGAGACAGAUGUGGACACAGGACAAACUGUCAGCGGCAGCUCUGUUGACCUGUCUGUGGUCUCAGGUUAUUCCCACCCUCAGUCGAGGUUUCAUACGAAUGCCUCACCUCCUCGGCCCAAGUCUGCUCCUCCAUCAGAUAGAGGUUGUGACCUUGCUGAACUGGCCAGUAAUAAUAACUCCUUCCAAAGACAGACUCCUGUACUAUCUAGAGCACAGAGUAUCUCUGCAAAGUCCACAUCCUGCAUAGUACACAAGCCACAGCUGAAAAAUGUGUGCGGGCUACAUGCAGAUGCACAGCAGGAUAGGGGACAACAGAACAGCAAUAGCAUUGCAACAGUUAAUGACUGUAUUCAGGAAGGUACAGUGGAAGAUGAACAAGAGUUUUAUAUCUGAUAGACUGUAGGAUUUAAUCAAUAUUUAUGCACAGCAGACUUUGAGCUGAAUGCAUUUCAGUAGGUGUCACAAGAAAUUUUGAUGCCGCCUUAGGUAUCAUUUUUAGCAGCAAAAUUUUCAUUUAUUACAAAACCCUUAAGCUUUGUUGUUCUAUAGUAAAUGUGUUUCUGUUAGGUUGUAUUAAAAAAUUCAUACUUAAUGAUUCUGAGAUUUAAAUUAAUUUUAUAUUCAUAUUAUUUGUUGUGUUACAUUGUGAUGUUCUGCUACAUAGUUGUUUAUAGUAAUUCUAGUUGAAGGAACAAAAGCAUUCACUGAUUUGACGUCAGAGGAUUUGUUAUUAAAGAGUAAAACUCUGCCACCUAGUGACUGAAUUUGGUACAACC
Messenger RNA from Paramisgurnus dabryanus, 2321 nucleotides. Its product is annotated as protein FAM124A. The record is from RefSeq and is a predicted model, not a curated record. Lineage: Eukaryota; Metazoa; Chordata; Actinopteri; Cypriniformes; Cobitidae.